CACCGGGGUCCUGCAGAGCGCUGUAUCCGCUCAUCGACUCGGCAGAGGCAGGACGGGAUCAUUGAGGAUACUUGACAACUUUUAGAGUCUGCUAUGACAUCUCGCAGGUGGUUCCACCCCAACAUCACUGGAAUCGAGGCAGAGCAGCUCUUGUUAACCCGGGGAGUCCACGGCAGUUUCCUGGCCCGGCCAAGCAAGAGCAACCCUGGGGAUUUUACCCUGUCUGUCAGGCGUAACAAUGAGGUGACGCACAUUAAGAUCCAGAACUCUGGAGACUACUAUGACCUGUAUGGAGGUGAGAAGUUCGCCACGCUAGCCGAGCUUGUGCAGUAUUACACUGAACAGCAGGACCUCCUGCGUGAGAGGAACGGCCAUGUCAUCGAGCUGAAGUAUCCGCUCAACUGCAAGGAUCCAACCUCUGAAAGAUGGUACCAUGGGCACCUCUCUGGCAGAGAUGCAGAAAAACUCCUCACAGAAAAAGGCAAAGCUGGCAGCUUUCUAGUACGGGAGAGUCAGAGUAAACCUGGCGAUUUUGUCCUGUCAGUUCUCACCAAUGAAGAGAAACAUGACAACGUUGACCGCAAAACCAAAGUUACCCACGUUAUGAUUCGCUACCAGGAAGGCAAGUAUGACGUGGGAGGUGGUGAAAGGUUUGACACCUUGGCCGAUCUGGUUGAACACUACAAGAAGAACCCCAUGGUGGAAAAAAGUGGCAUUGUAGUGCACCUCAAACAGCCUUUUAACGCCACAAGGAUAAACGCUGCCAACAUUGAGAACCGAGUACGAGAACUCAACAAAGUAGCAGACAACUCGGAGAAGCCCAAACAAGGAUUCUGGGAGGAAUUUGAGGUACUUCAGCAACAAGAGUGCAAACUGCUGUAUCCCCGGAAAGAGGGCCAAAAGCCAGAAAACAAGAGUAAAAACAGAUACAAGAACAUCCUCCCCUUUGACACAACUCGAGUUGUGAUCAGAGACUCAGAAUCAGAUGUUCAUGGUUCAGACUACAUCAAUGCCAACUAUAUCAGAAAUAUGAAUGAAGACGGGCGCCAUGUAGAAGAGAGUAAAGUCUUCAUUGCCACCCAGGGAUGCCUGCAGAACACGGUGACUGACUUCUGGAAGAUGGUGUAUCAGGAGAACGCACACGUCAUCGUUAUGACCACCAAGGAGAUGGAGCGGGGAAGGAACAAAUGUGUCCGUUACUGGCCAGAGCUCCAUGGCACUAAAGAGUUUGGAAAAUUGCUGGUGAGGAAUGUGGAAGAGCAACCCGCACAGGACUACAUCCUGAGGAAGCUGGAGGUGAUGCGCCUGGACAGGAAAGAGCCUCAGAGGUACAUCUGGCACUUUCAGUAUCUGAGCUGGCCUGACCAUGGGGUGCCUAAUGAGCCCGGUGGUGUCCUCUGGUUCCUAGAGGAAGUCAACCGCACACAGAGUACCAUUAAAGAUACUGGACCCAUCGUUGUCCACUGCAGCGCAGGCAUCGGCAGAACCGGCACCAUCAUUGUCAUUGACAUCCUCAUUGACAUUAUUAACCGCCAAGGUCUGGACUGUGACAUCGACAUCCCGAAGACCAUCCAAAUGGUACGGCAGCAGAGAUCUGGCAUGGUACAAACAGAGGCCCAGUAUAAGUUCAUCUACAUGGCGGUGCAGCAGUAUAUAGACACUGCUCAGAAAAGACUGGAGGAGGAGCAGAGGAAUAAAAUGAAGGAGAGAGAAUAUUCGAAUAUCAAGUAUCCCCAGAUGACCAACUCAAGGUCUAAGCACAACAUGACAUCCUCCCGCUCCUCUUCAGUAAUGACAAAUGAUGAUUCUUCAAGUGUGUACGAGAAUAUAAACUUCAGAACCUCUCAGACGUCUUUCAGCAGUAAUACCAGGAGAUAAAAUUGCUGCAGUGGACCUGGUUUUUCUCUUAUGUGCCUCUGGCUUCAGCAAAGAUGUUGCCUGGCCAGAGUCUGUAAAAUCCCUUUGGGGUGAAAAGGUUACGUUAACGGACCCUGGCCGGGUCAUGAAGGCGGUGAGCUGACUACUCUCCUGCUGCCGUGCUGCUGGACCUCUCAUUCUGGAGUCUGACCCCACCCUCUGUAACAGCGAGGAACCUACAGAAUAAUGCUCUCAUCCCAGGGUCUCUGCCCCUACCCACCCUCUGUCUGUGUCCCAUCUAACACACCCUGACUCAACCAACUUAAGUGCCUUGUGACAGGAUGUGUCUGUAAUCCAUAGCCUCCCUUAGCCAGCUGUUUCUUCUCCGUUUUUGUUUACUCUUACUCGCUGAAGCUAACCUGCUAAACAGGCACUUGCUUGGUGUGACAAAUAUUAGGCACUGGGUCUGACUGAACGAAGCUCCACAGGACCUGAGUCGAGGUCAGAACUAAGCUUUUUGCCAGCCUGUUCCCAGAAAUCCUUCCUCUUCUGUCUUUGCUGGCUGCCAUUUGAUCUUGAACCUUGCACUGUUUUUGCUCUGCUCUGUCUCUCUGGUGGGGGUUUAUUAAUGUGGACGCUGAGUGAUGAAAAGAGGUUGUUACGUAACCUGCUACAGGGUCCUGAGGCUCAGGAAGGGCAUGCAAGCCCACCCUUCUUAUUCUUAUAAAAGUACUGAUUGAAUUCUGGGUGUACAAGUGAACUGGUUUAAUUUUUUUAAAGUGACAGAAGAUGUUGUAUGUAAUCCCCUGCUGUUGUAAAUGCUAAUAAUCAGAUGUUCUGUUUUUAGCCCUGGGCAUAGUGGGAUAGUUUUCCACAGAGAACUGGUGAUUUUUCAAAUGCGUGUCUUUGUCCCUCUAAGUAGUCCCUCUUUUGAUACUGAUUAUGAUUUUAUUGUGUACGAUGCAGGUAUAAUGGCUGUGUAAGAUGAUUAUAAAGCAAUGUUUAUUUUAAUAUAUCGAGACUAUUUCUAAAACAGUGUUAUGCUUGAGAAGAUCAUGAUUUAGCACAUCUAAAAACAUCACCAGAUUCAGUUCUGAUGUUUCCUGAAGUCCAUAUUUCUCUAAAAAUCAGUGAGAGAAGACAUUCUGAAUGGACAUAGCGAGUUGAACUGUGUCCUCAAUGAGCUGCAGGUCUGAUGUAGUUCAACAUCUGUCAGACGGGAUUGUCACAAGGAGACGAGAAAAAGGGGGCGAUUGCAGUGGGCCAGAUGGCCAUCUGCCUGAGAUUAAAGAAUAGAUUUGUCUCCAAAAAGUAAUUUAGAAGACGGCUGUAAUCCAGGUUUGAUGACAGCCGGGCGAGUAAACUGUCGUCAUUUAUGGGAUAAGUAGACCGGUGCUGUAGUGCGACGAGCCUUCUGUGCUUUCUGGCAGAUUGUUGGAAUCCAGAAUCCAAAAUACCUUGUUUUAAGGCAAGAGUAAACUCCUUGUUCAGCCACAUCAUUAAAACCAUUGAGAUGCUGUUACCUCCCCUAAACCUUUUCACAUUUUUUCACGUUAAGACCCAAAACGCCAAUCCAUCUUCUUGAGAUUUUAUAUGAUAGAUGAACACAAAGCGGUGCAUAGUUGUUUACUGGAAGUAAAAUGAUGGUUUAAAAAGAUCUACAAUUAAAAAGCUGGGAAAGUUUGGUGGACAGUUGUAUAGAGCCCCCUUUAUUCUGAUACCCCUAAAUAAAAUCCAGUAUAACCAAAUGCCCUCAAAAGCUGCCUAAUUAGUAAAUAGAUCCACCUAUGAAAUUUAACUCUCACAUAGUUCGGUUCAAUCCAUCUUUAGAAAAAGGAAGGAGUAACUGCAAAUCUAAUUUGGCAUAAUUUUUUAGAGAAGGUCUUUCUGCAUGGAGUUAGCAUGUUCUCCCCGUGCUUGCGUGGGUUCUCACCGCGUACUCCAGCUUCCUCCCACAGUCCAAAGACAUGCCUGUUAGGUUAAUUGGUUAAUCUAAAUUGC
Messenger RNA from Girardinichthys multiradiatus, 3858 nucleotides. RefSeq names its product protein tyrosine phosphatase non-receptor type 11b (gene ptpn11b). Gene Ontology annotation, molecular function: protein tyrosine phosphatase activity. Gene Ontology annotation, biological process: protein dephosphorylation. The record is from RefSeq and is a predicted model, not a curated record. Bases 94 to 1878 code for a protein of 594 amino acids. The transcript is spliced from 16 exons. Lineage: Eukaryota; Metazoa; Chordata; Actinopteri; Cyprinodontiformes; Goodeidae.